This is a messenger RNA of Didymodactylos carnosus, 1758 nucleotides long. The record is from the annotation of a GenBank genome assembly. Lineage: Eukaryota; Metazoa; Rotifera; Eurotatoria; Philodinida; Philodinidae.
AUGAGUACUCCUGAAUUUUUUGAUGGUACAACGAAGCAAGUUGAAAACAAUCAAUUUGAAUCUGAGAAAUUAAAAGUUUAUAUUUAUUAUACACCAUUGCCUGUGGACGGUUUAGAAUUAAAUGAAAAUGAAACAACAAAAACAUUUGUGUUUGUUACAUCAAUGGACACUAGCAAUCAAACUGCAAAAAAGAGUUUUGAUUACGCAACAACGUUAAUUAACGAAAAUCGUUUCGAUUAUUUUUAUGAAACACAAGUUCAAUUAUGGAAUCAAAUAUGGUCGAAUGGUCGUAUCGAUAUAGAAGGCGAUGAAGAUUUACAACGACAAAUUAAUAGUGCCUAUUAUUAUCUGUUAAGUUCAUUACCUGCUCUACAUACAAAAUCUGAUAAAAAACAGUUUUACGGUUUGAGUCCUGGAAGUUUGAGUAGAGGCGGAAAAUUGGGAGAAGACUAUGGAGGUCACUCAUUUUGGGAUACUGAAACGUGGAUGUAUCCAGCAAUACUCAUGUUUUAUCCAACUUUGGCAAAAGAUAUAUUAUCCUAUCGUAUUGCAUUAAAAGAUUCAGCUAUCGAUAAUGCAAUAAUAUUUAAUUAUACUGGAUGGAGGUUUCCAUGGGAAAGUGCAAGAACAGGUGUUGACGUCACUCCAGAAUGUUGUCCUGAAGUAAGACUAUAUCAAAUGCACAUAACUGGUGAUAUUGCAUUCGCUGCUCGGCAAUACGUCUCAGCAACACGAGAUAUGGAUUGGCUAACAUCAGAUGAACAGAUGGGUGGACAACUCAUUCAUGAAACAGCCAAAUUUUGGGCAUCGAGAGCAGUUUAUAAUAAUAAUAGACAAAAAUACGAAAUACUAACUGUUCUACCUCCAGAUGAGGAUGCACAACCGUUUAAGAAUAAUUCCGUGUAUACAAAUGCAAUUGCAUCAUUAUCAAUUGAUUUGGCUAAUCGUGUGAGUUGUAUAACAAACAAAAUUGUGCCAUCUCAAUGGUUAGAUGUUGCUAACAAUUUAUAUUUUCCAUUUGACUCACAGUUACAAAUAUAUUUAGAAUAUGAACAUUUUAAUAUACAAACUGCAAAAAUAAAACAAGCCGAUGUUGUAUUAUUGGACUUUCCGUUAAUGUGGCCGAUGAAUGAAACUGUAAGACGUAACAAUUUAUUAAUGUACGAAAACAUAACAAGAGACGAUGGUCCAGCUAUGACAUGGAGUAUGCAUGCAGUCGGAUUUCUUGAACUUAAUGACAUAGCUAAAGCAGAACACUUGUUUCGACGUAGUUAUCAAACCUAUGUUAGACCGCCAUUCAAUGUAUGGACAGAAGCACGUUCAGGUGUUGGUGCUGUUAAUUUUAUUACGGGUGCUGGUGGUUUUCUACAGUCAGUUCUCUUUGGUUAUGGUGGCAUUCGCUUAAGAUUCGAACAACUAGAAUUUUUUCCAACACUACCACCUGGAACAAACACAUUUACGUUUUAUGGUUUAAAAUAUCUUGGUUCAACAUUCGAUGUUAAAAUGGAUUCAAAACAAUAUGAAUUAAGUGUUAUCGAAAUGAAUAAUCAAAAUAUUGAAUUAAGUUACGACUAUGGUGGGCAGCAAGGAAAAUUAAAAGGUAUUAACGAUCGAAUAUCUGUACCAAUUAAAACUCGUUUAACUAUUCGUUCAAUUGACACAAUUUGCAAAGAAACAACAAAUAAAGCAAUAACAACAAGAAUACAAAAUUUACUAAUGCAACUAACAAUGUUCUGCAUAUAUUUGUUUCGACAUUAA